Messenger RNA from Quercus robur (English oak), 1442 nucleotides. RefSeq lists its product as uncharacterized. The coding region runs from base 54 to 650 and encodes 198 amino acids. The record is from RefSeq and is a predicted model, not a curated record. Lineage: Eukaryota; Viridiplantae; Streptophyta; Magnoliopsida; Fagales; Fagaceae. The transcript has 7 exons.
GGCUUUUAUUGCCUCUGCCUCCCAAGUCCCAACCCAUUCUCUCAGUCUCAGUAAUGGAGGCAAUGGUGAAGAAAUAUCAGCACAAGUUCAGAAAAGUUAGGGACGAAAUGAGCCGUUGGGACGAGCUUCAGUCUCGCUUAAUUUCACAGUUCAACAGUGCCUCCUCUAUCAUCCAGAGGUUGCAGGUACUUCAAGACUCCAAAAAUUAUGGUUCUUUGAAUUGUGUUGCUGGAAUUGGAGAUGGUUUGCUGAGAAAGCAAUUGGAGUCUUUGGAGGUUAUUUUCCUUUCUUUGAAAAGAACCAUGGAAGAAUUUCAUGGUAUUGUUUUUUCGAUUGAGAAGAUUCAUCGAGAUGGUAGACAACAAGUUAAAGGUGGGUCUAAUCAGCCUAGUGCGAAACAACUGCAGCUACGAGUUGGUGUAAAACCCACUCUUGCUGAUUGCUUGGAUGGGCUUAUGGUUCUUUAUGACAUGCACCACUCAGAGUACCUUCUUAAAGCCUCAGUGGUUUCAGCGCUAUCAACACUUACCUUAAAACCCAGUGCCAGUGACCUAUGUGCUCUCCAGCAGCUCUUAAUUGAUCAGCCUAACAUCCCCAAAGACGAAGUUCAAUCCAUCUUUGAUAUCAUAUUUGCAGAAGAAAUCUGUUGAUUUCACCAUAUGGUUGAGUACAAAACUUUGUAUUUUGGAUACUUGGAGCAGUGUGCCAAAUGGAACAGUGGUGGCUUUUAUGAGAGUCAUCAUCCAGCUUGCUUGUUGGCUGGUGAGGAGACUCCAUAAGCUACCUGCACAGUGAGGGUUUGAAAAUUUGAUGUUCGACAGCUCUUAAGGCCCUUAAAAUGUGCUUUCCAUGGAUGGGCAAAUUUGUUUCUGCCAAAACAUACAUUGACCUGCAGAAGAUUUGUGCCAAGUUUGGCGAAUAAAAUACGCAUUUACUGUACUUCUAGAAUAUUUUACAACUAUCCAAGAGGAGACUAAUUUCAAAGUUCUCUGUCCUGUAACUGUAUAUUUUAUGCCUCUGUUCUUAGACUUUUAGUCUAUUUUUGCUUUCUGGUUUUCUUAAAUUCGACUACUUGGAAACCAUCUUUUCUUUGCCUUUUUGUCUUUUGGGGCUGAACGCGGCGUCAUGGCCGCCUUCUUUGUUGCAAACUAACCCUUCAAACGAUCAUAUGCAUCAACUUGGACCAACUGGUAGAACCGUGGCAGGUUUAACGUGGUGUUUGACAGGUUUGAACUCAGAGCCGCAUGUACGACCAGCCGAAAUAAAGAAACUUCUGACUUUCAAGAUUGGGUUUUUAUUUUCUUAUUUUUAUAAUGUUAAGUUGCAUACACCUGUGCAUCUUAUAGAUUCUACCUCAUCUUCAUCCAACUCAACUCGUAAGUUUUAUAAGGAGUUUGGAUGCUGAUCAAGACACCAUAAUUCAAAAAGACUUUUCUAUACAA